Molecule: messenger RNA, 1167 nt
Organism: Pollicipes pollicipes
Lineage: Eukaryota; Metazoa; Arthropoda; Thecostraca; Pollicipedomorpha; Pollicipedidae
Product: prominin-1-like
Exons: 10
Coding region: 1-1167 (388 amino acids)
Cellular component (GO): membrane
Source: RefSeq, a predicted model, not a curated record
AUGUUCCUGUGUAAAAAGCGCUUCUGCUGGGAGCUCUUGCGCGGCAGUGCGAUGCGAGAGGCGAUGAAGGAACAGCGGAUCGGCAAACGAGGUGAACCACCUGCUGGUGGACAACUACCGCGAGCUGCAGGGGGUGCGGACGAGUCGCUGGACAAGUGCGGUGACCGGGUCAAGGCCAAGCUGGCCAACAUCUCUCGUGCCGUAGCCGUGGACGACCUAGCCGCCAUCGCCGAGGGCCUGCGGGACAUACGGCGAGAUCUGAACGCGAUCGCCGACCAGACCCAGCAGCUGCAGGUGCGGGCCGACCAGCUGACGGUGGGCCUACAGGGUGUGCAGGCUGAGCUGUCCAGCCUGCUGCUGCUGUGCAGCUCGCCCGCCUGCCAGCAGCUGGAGCGCCAGUACAACCUCUCCCAACUGGCCGUGCAGAACGAGUUCAGACAGUGGCUUGCUUACGACCUGCUGCCGAAGUUGCCGGACGUCACGAGAACGGCUCGCGAGAUUUCCUCGCUGAUCGAGAACGGCAUCGAGCGAGAGGUGCGUGCAGGCAAACGGUCGUUCGACGAGCUGUCGGGCCGCAUUCAGGCGGAGGUGGCGGCCGUCGUGCCAGAAGUGCGUCGCAGGAUUGCCCAGGCCGGCAUCCGGCUGCAGGACGCGGCAGCAAACAUCUCGUCGGCACUGGACAGCGUGCGGCUGCGGCCGGCUCACGAGGCGCUGGACGAGGCCAACCAGUACCUGCAGCAGUACGGCUCGUUCAGGUACUAUCUGUUCCUGAUCCUCUCCGGCCUGGUGCUGAUCGUCACCUUCUGCCUGGUGAUGGGGCUCUUCUGCGGCCUCUGCGGCCGGCGGCCGGGUAACGUCUACGGUGACGACACGUGCAACAAGGGCGCCGGUGCAAACUUCCUGCUGAGCGCCACCUUCUUCUUCUUCCUGUUCGGCUGGCUGGUGCUGCUGCUGGUGACGGCCAUGUUCCUGGUGGGAGGCCUGACCCAGUUCUACCUGUGCGCCGGCCUGGCCGAGCCGUCCUCGCCCGCCGGCGGGCCGGCGCUGCUCGAGGCCGUCUUCCCGGCCGACGAGCUGCUGCCGCAGCUGGCCGCCACCGGCUUCGACCUGGCCGACGUCAUCAGCUGCUGGCGAAAAUCUGGAGACGGAAACUGGCUGCACUCAUGA